Molecule: messenger RNA, 1423 nt
Organism: Brassica oleracea var. oleracea
Lineage: Eukaryota; Viridiplantae; Streptophyta; Magnoliopsida; Brassicales; Brassicaceae
Exons: 6
Coding region: 91-1017 (308 amino acids)
Molecular function (GO): protein binding
Source: RefSeq, a predicted model, not a curated record
CAUGCCACUUUCUUCUCACUCCAAUACAAACAACACAUCACCAAAGAAUAAAACCCUACUUCGAUAUUUAAGACGACUACCAUCUUCAACAUGGGUCUAACGUCACUUGAAGGCACCAUAAAAGAAAAUGCAAAUAACUGCACCAACGCUCACUUCAUGUUGAUUGAGGGAAUGUCUAAGCUAUUGACUCGAAAAGUUAAGAGGUGUGGGUCAUUGGAUUUCCAUGUUUCUGGUCUCAAAUGGAAGUUUGUUAUCCGCUCAGAUGUUGUCAAGGACUACAUAUCUUUUUUUCUGGACAUCACGGAUGAAAAGUGUACAGGUUCUAAUUGGCAAGUUAACUGCAGUGUGAAACUCAGCGUAGUCUCUCAGACUGGACCACCUGAUAUAUGCAAAGUGUUUGUUAUGUGUUUCGACGAAAAACAUCCUUCAUGGGGGCAAGACAUAUUCAUCACGGACGAGGUGCUGGAGGAGAAGUAUCUUCUGAACGACAAAGCGGUUUUCAGUGCCGAGAUCACCAACGUCAAACCAAAUUUCCUCAAAUUUACCAGUAUCUCUCGAACCCUGGGGACAGCGGAAAGCCUCAAACUGAUGGAUGUGGCUCGGAAGAACUCUAGAUUCACCUGGAAGAUCACUCGGUUUUCCUCCUUCGAUGGUGUAACUCAUUCGUCGUACGAGUUUACCCUUGGACCACGGACAUGGAAACUAGAAAUGUACCCAAAAGGAGACAAAGGUGGCGAAGGACAUCUGUCUUUUUAUUUGACUGCGACCGAUUACGUGACUAAUCUUCCAAAGGGACCAACAUUGGCCGUCUAUAAACUGCGACUCUUGGACCAACUAAAACGCAAUCACAAGGAACCUGAAUACCAAGCUUUGUUUGCGCCGGGUGCUAAUUGUUGGGGCUGUAGCAAGUAUAUCCCGCUGACAGAACUCCACAACACUUCAAACGGAUAUCUGGUAAACGACCAGAUAUAUUUAAGUGUUGAGUUCUUAAUUGUCUCCACUACUGAGUAUCUCUGAUGCAUAUUAAUGGACUCGAUCGAUCAAUAUCACCCAAGAAUAAUUACCUGAGGAACUUAUCUACAUGUCCUAUAUUUGUGUGUGUGUAUAUAUAUAUAUAUAUAUAUAAUAUAUAUAUAUAUUGUGAUGUGUGUUUAAAUAAAAAUAAAAUAAAAAGUGACAGAUCAAAUCGGUUAAUUGUAUUGUAUGUCUCGGACUUAUAUUAACAUUCAACCGAGUCCGUUGCUAGUCGCAUACCUAAUGGAGAAAGCUGUUUGUGGUACAUGUGGGUGCCUUUUUUGUUUGUAAUAACAAGUCAUGUGUAUGUUUGUGUGCAUGGUAUAUGUGUGGCUGCUCAUAUUCAUACUAUAUAAAACAAGUAAUGCUACAAUUAAUGUGAAAGUUAAACAUAUAUAUUAUUGGAAAA